This is a messenger RNA of Effrenium voratum, 1822 nucleotides long. NCBI's taxonomy places the organism in Eukaryota, Dinophyceae, Suessiales, Symbiodiniaceae. The record is from the annotation of a GenBank genome assembly.
GCUUAAUGCCGCGUAGUUUGGGGAGUCUAGUGAGUUGAGGGCCGAACGCCCAACAAAGCCAGAGACAAGCCAAUAUUGCCAGUCAAGAGCAAGCAUCACCCGCUCCUGGCAUUGCUUGGCUUGUCUCUGGCUUUGUUCCCUCUAUUCUGGCUUAUGCGGCUGAAGUUCAUCGCGACAUGUCUUCUCUGGCUGCACGCCCAUGCGGUACGGCCGUCCUUGAGCGUGCGCAGGUUGAACGGCACCCUUGCGCAAGAUGAGGAGGUGAUCCUUGAUGCACGGGCGCCGAACGAAUCGGAGACUUGUGAGCAAUGCCAGGGAGUUCUGAUGAACUAUCUCACGGUGCUCCAGACGACCACAAGGCCGCGCGUGACUGGGGCAGCCCUGAUCCUAGCGGCGACGUUUCUGACGUGGCUCAUGGUAGACACGGCGCAGCUCUUUUUCCUACCCGCCCUGCUCUACUGGAGCCGGCGCAUGCACCUGUCGCCUGAGAUGGCGGCAGCAACUCUGCUUGCCUUGGGAAACGGUGCGCCUGAUGCAGCCGAUGCCGUGGCUGCCGCACAACUUCAAGAUUUGCCGUUGGGUCUCAGCGACCUCACAGGCUCCAACCUUUGCAGCCUGACCAUCAACAAUGCGUUGGUCCUCUUGAUUGCCUACCUGGCCACAAGAAACGGGGAGAAGCUGACUACCCUCUCAAAGCCAGGACACUACCAGGUGCUGCUUGUAUUCUACUGCGCUGCAAUCGUCCUGCUGAUCUUUGGCCUGCGCAAGGCGGUUGUGAACUUCUGGGUGGGUUGCGCGCUGCCCGCCCUUUACGCCGUGUACGUGCUUUGGUUGGCCUUUGUCAACGCAGAGGAGAACGAUAAUAUCAGCAGAGCGAGGAGACGAAGUUCAGUCACAGACGUUGCUAUGGAAAACGCAUUGGCCUGCCUCAGCCCUCCAACCGAGAGCACCGAGAUGCUGCCAUGGCUUCUGAUGCUGCCUUUCACUGUGCUUCGACUGGCCUGCAUUCCGCCCUGUGAUCUACGCUGGGAUAUGAGCCGCCGCUUUCUCCACGCCGUGUGCCCAAUAGGCAACUAUGUGGUUUGCCUCAUGGCGGGCUAUCUUGACCUGCCUUCAGUGAAGGAAGGGGUGGCCAUCGGCGCAGUUCUUGUGCUUUUGUCAGUGAGCAUCUUUGCGUUUGGCGCGAAGCCUACAGUCUACAAGGGCGCGCUUGAGCACCUUCCCUGGUUUUAUACUCUCAUGGCGAUCGUGGCCCUGGUAUCCUCCAUCAUGUGGCUGGGAAUGCUCUCCAGUGAGAUAACUUCCUUACUGGAGGGUGUUUUCCGGCACUUUGAGAUGAACCGACUGCGAUCCGGCUUCACUUUGCUUGCCUGGGGCAACUGUGCUGGGGAUCUGGUGGCUAGCUACAGCUUGGCGGUCAUGGGGAAGUACUCGCUCGCUUUGAAUGGACUGGUGGCGAGCCAAUUCUUCAAUAUGGCAGUCGGCUUCGGAACCUCGCUCAUUCUGGUCACCGCCGAGGACAAGGAGCUGACGGUCUUCGCCCACGGCUGGCCCUUGGCCGUCCGGGAUCCCUUGCUGGCCUGCGCGGUUGCUCUGGCCAUGACCGUGGCCACGCUGGCUGUGUUCAGUAUCAGGGACGUCCACGUUCAGAGCCCGAUGUGGGCCAUUGUGUUGGGCACCAUCUACAUGGUGUUCCUGAUUUACAUGUGGGUGAACACCAGGGUAGAUGCGCCGCUCCAAAUUGGCGCUGAUUAGGCGGGUGGCCUUGAGCAUGUUUUACCACCGACCAGAUCAGCGAGAGAAAGAUAUCAAAGAGGACAGG